AUGGCUGAAGAGUACAGGGACGGUCUGGGCAGGGCAAUGAAGGUGCUCAAGAUGGGCAACCUGAUGAACCCAAAGGAACUGGCCGUAAAAAUCACCUCUAGUAGGCGACCGAACAGAGCAGCAAUUGCUUGUUGGGGGAGAGCUGACAGCGAGUCAGAAUCGGUUUCUUCUGGAACUGCCGAAAAGUUGUUGGGAGGUAACAGCCCAACAAAACCCUCAGGCAGUGGGAAGCCGGUUAGUCCGGUUAAGCCUCGUCCGCGUGAGCGAGACGAGAGUAAGACCCAGCACAGUGCUUCUGGGACAGGGCAGGUUCCACAAGGCCCUGUUUCUAGAAGCCCGGCAGAGAGGGCACAAAGACCUUCUGUUCGGCAAGACAAGCCUCAGCUAGUCAUUACUGUGCCGGGUAAGGGUAAGCAGCCUGCUGGUCUGGGGAAAGGGUCCCAUGUUAAAGGCCGUUCAGUUCAGCAUACGCUGAGUGGAGAAACCCUUGCUAAGAGGCCAAAGCUGUCUUUGGGAGAAACAGGGCAACCAGGGCAUGGCCCUAGGUGUCCGGUAGGAGGAUGUGGGGCAGGUGUUAGUCGCAAACAUGCGCUUCUCUGUCAUUUGCCUGGUGUGUUUAAUCUGGCACUUUCAGGAGAUGAAAUAUCUCAACGCAGGUUAAGCGCCCUGAAGCUAUGCUGCAGGUGGCUUUUAGGAGCACAUCGGGAGCUCAGUGAUUUACUGGUUUAUAUUGAAUCACUGAGUCCACUAUCCUCGGUUGAGCAGCCAGAUGCCUCCACUGUGCAGGCAAUGGUUGAUUUGGGUAGGACUUUGGGGGUGUCGGUUUCUAGGGACGUGAUAUUAAGACCGGAGGGUAAUGAUGUCACGGCCUUGGUGCACUGGCGCUUUCUAUUGUCAUUGAUGUCAAUGUUAGAGCGACAUCAGGUUGAGAAACUUGGACACUUAUUUCAGCUGUCCCAAGAUGAUCAACAGAAUCUCCCUAAGUUACCUGAGGCCUUUGAUAGUCAUUGUCACCUUGACAGGACUAUGAGGGAGUGGGGGAUGACUAACCCAUCUCUGAAAGAGAUGAGUAAUCUGAACCCGCUAGAGUCUCACGAGGUUCACCUCGUGGGAGUUGUAGGGGUUUUCUGUGACCCUGAGACUUACCCUACACAGGAGGGUAUUAAAUCAUGGUCUGAACAGGGUGUCGUACCGGUCGUGGGACUCCACCCCCGGAAGGCGCUUACCGAUAAAGGGUUCAGUAAGCUGGCGGAAGUUCUCCAAUUUCCGGAGGUAGCAGGAUUGGGGGAGAUAGGUCUUGAUCGAACUGAACCUGCUGAAAAAUGGGCUGAACAGCUCCGCAAGGUUGAGCAAGUCCUGACUUUGCUGCAACCGGAGCAUGUGCUCGUUAUUCAUUGCAGAAGUUUGACAAACCUUUCAGAUGAGUCUCUGUUAACUAUGUUUUAUUUGUUACAGAGUCAUCCCUCAGUCAAUAAGGAGCAGCUGAUUCACCUUCACUGCUUUACAGGGUCUUUGGACAUAUUACAGAAAUGGUUAGAAGUGUUCCCUAACACUUAUGUUGGGUUCACAAGUAUGAUCUGUAAGUCCAAUGACUACCUAGACAUGCUCCGGAAACUAGAGUCUUCCCGUUUGCUCCUUGAAACGGAUGCUCCUUAUUUCAGUCCGCCACGCUGUAAAAAGUCCAAUGCCUAUAUGAUUGGAUGGGUUGCAUCCAGGGUAGCUGAGGCCAGAGGCCAAUCUUGGGGUGACCUCCUCAAGUUGGCAAGUACUAAUGCAAAAAGACUGUACAUUGAGAAGCUCCCUCCAGUCUCAAUGUACGGUGAUGAGUCCGGUUAAGCCAUAGGGGCUCAACCCGGUGUACUGUGGAUGAAAUGUUCAUGGUCACCGGUAGUUGUGGUAUUGUGACUGAAAAGCCGCAAUACUAGUACUGGUUUUACCCAGGAAUCUCUCAUUAUUGAGAGUAAGAGACCAUGGCUAACUCCCAUGGUCUAAGACUACCUCCUUCUAUAGGACGGGGAGGAGUGUAGUGCCUGUCCGGUCUGGUCCGACAUACGUGAGGAUAGCCCUACCGGAAGCCGAAAAGGGUGAUUUCCUGUGGAGCGUUCCAGCCGGCUAGACGUCCUCUAUAACACAACCCAGUAAUCUGCCGUAUCACUUCUAGAUACAGCUGUAUCUACCAUCUAAGGUUAUUGAAUGCCAGAAGAAAUUACAGACAACAAUACUGCUCAGUGCAGUAACCAGACCUAAAAAAAACCACUGGUCAAGGCAAACUUUUGGGACAGAGUGCUGCAUAUAUGGGCUUAUGCACAAACUGAGAUUUUGCAAGUCAACUGUCAAAGUCAUAAAGAGAGAUCUAUAGUGGACAAUGUUGAACAGAGUUGAAGUCCUGGAAUCUCGGUCAACUGCAGAUAGCAGCAUGGCGUCAAGCAGACGUCUUGUUUCCCAGUCCAAUUUUAGUCAGGUAUUCUUGGUGGUAUGAAACUGCAGUCAACACAGGUUUUUAGAGGUCUGCAAGUACAGAGUUUUAAAUUGUGAAAUAAAACCUCUAACCAGUUAGCAGUGUGUGUGUGUGUUAUGCUGUGCUGAGAUAUUGCUGUGACAUAUGGUGCAAUAAGGUCCAUAACCUGGUAUGCAUAAUUUGUAUUUGUAACCUUUAAUUAAUUGCAUCGCAAUGUACAUUUGAGUUUACACACUUCCUGAAGUAUAUGUAUUUUAGCUGUAAUAUGCCAAUACACACACAUGUAUAUGUUUGAGCCUCAGAUGUCAUUAUUUGAUUAAGAGAUGUGCUUAAUAUGAACUGUACGGUAUUUUGUGUAACAACUUUGUGUCUUACAUGAUUGUAAGUAUUUAUAGUAAGUAUUGUUCAUAUGUAUUUUCAGGAUGCGUUAUACUAAAUACUAUGGAGAUACUAAUAUUAAAAUAGUAAAACUACAAUUGGUAAAUUGCUUGUUGACCUUAACAAAGGAAUAAGAAGAACCCAUCCCCAUAAACACAAUUAGUUUUUACAGCCAAUCAUUAUGGCAUCCUAUAGAAACUAACAGAGUGGCAUAUACAUAUUCUAUAUUACUGUAGGUUGAAAUUAUUGUUUUGCCCAUACCAAAGUUUUAGAUAUGGGUAGAUCAUCAGUUUUUUUUUCUUUAUAUUUUUUUCACAAUACAAUGUUUAAACUAGAAUUGCAGACAGAGCAAUUGUAAACAAUUCUUACAUUCAACUAAACUUCAUUCAGAAAAUUGCACUAAAGUAACACAGUGAUUAUGACUGAAAGAAGAUAAUAGGAUAUUUGUUUUCAUAUAGAGAAAUUAAAAUGAGGGUUGGA
Messenger RNA from Mercenaria mercenaria, 3316 nucleotides. RefSeq lists its product as uncharacterized. The coding region runs from base 1 to 1836 and encodes 611 amino acids. Gene Ontology annotation, molecular function: hydrolase activity, acting on ester bonds. The transcript has 6 exons. The record is from RefSeq and is a predicted model, not a curated record. Lineage: Eukaryota; Metazoa; Mollusca; Bivalvia; Venerida; Veneridae.